This is a messenger RNA of Plutella xylostella (diamondback moth), 2876 nucleotides long. RefSeq lists its product as uncharacterized. The record is from RefSeq and is a predicted model, not a curated record. Gene Ontology annotation, biological process: proteolysis. Gene Ontology annotation, molecular function: metalloexopeptidase activity. NCBI's taxonomy places the organism in Eukaryota, Metazoa, Arthropoda, Insecta, Lepidoptera, Plutellidae.
AUAACACUUCAGUAUUGACAAAUCGCCUAUCGAUCUCCAUACUAACUCAAUCAAAAACGUGUUUGAAUACAAUUUUAAAUGCGUGUUCAAGUGUGGGUUAGAAUAUUCUGUGAUCUAUGAAAUGGAUAUUCCUUUGAGGAACAGGAAUAGAAAUGAAAGGAUCUAUGCUAAUACUAAUAUUCCUCCAGUGUACAUCGGGGUGCCGACAGCGGAGCCCCGAGGGAAGAGCCGGCCGUGGAAGCGGGCGGUCCAUGAAAUUAGCAGAAAGGGGACACAUUUGUAUGAACCCGUAAAAUCCGUCCCCUCAGCAUUCCUGGUGCUACUCCUGGCAGGGUACCUGCUGCUGGGGUACCUCGCGCAGCUGAUCGAGGACGACCUGGCACACCCUGUAGCUGACGCGGACAUCGCACACGGUGACCCCACAUCAUUCAGCGAAGAAAGCGCCCAAAGGUACCUGAAUCAGCUCGUCGGUGACCAGCCCCGGGUGGCCGGCACUCCGUAUCACCUGCAGAAGAGUUCAGAGCUCAAGGGUAUACUGGACGGUAUCGCUGAACAAGCGGCUGUGCCUGUGAGGACUGACUGGCAGAUACAAGGGGGAGCUUUCCUGAGAACCGGGUCUACACCGCAUAUAACAGCGUACGCGGACGCAUCUAACCUCGUCGCCAUGAUAGAGGGCGAGCCGACACAACCGGCCGGCAGGGCGGACCGAUCCAUACUGGUCAACUGCCAUUACGAUUCCGUGCCGUUUGCUCUGGGUGCAUCAGACAACGCGGCGUUCUGUGCCGUCAUGCUGGAAACAAUGAACAGAAUGUCCAGAAGAAAGCAAAGAUACAAGAAUAAUGUCAUUUUCCUCUUCAAUGGGGCUGAAGAAGUUGGAUUGCAGGGUAGCUACGCGUUCGUGAACCACACGUGGUUCAAGGAAGUAAAAGCUGUGAUAAACCUAGAUUCUGUCGGGAUCAAUGGAAAACCAAAUUUGUUUCAGGCGACAAACUCCAAGCUGCUAGACUCCUACCGGCGUCGCGUGCGCAGGCCCAACGCGCAUGCGCUGGGCGAGCUGCUGUUCCACUCGGGGCUGGUACCCUCGGAUACUGACUUCAGGGUAUGGAGCAGCUUUGGAGGGUUACAGGGCAUAGACAUAGCGUUCUUCAAGUCGGGGCACGUGUACCACACCCGCCUCGACCGCCCCCCCUCCCUGCGCGGGGGGGUGCUCCAGACCGCGGGGGACGCGGUGCUGGGGCUGCUGGCGGACGCUGCUGAUGAUGAGGGCAUCGGGGAGCAGUCGGAGGCGACUACGUCAGUCUACUUCGACUACCUCAACAUAUACCUGUUCGUGUACUCCGAGCGAGCCUCCUACUACGUGGACGUGGUGGUCGCGGUGGCGGCGGUAGUCAGCGUGGUUUACUACAUGUGGCUUGUUGGGUUCCAUCGAGCGAACAUGCUAGACCUGGCUCUGUGUACGGUCGGCAGAAUAGCUGCGAUGGCCGGCGGGGUGCUGUUGCUGGCUGUACUAGUGCCCUUUAUGAUCGCUACCACUGUGCAAAUGAGAUAUCUUACUCAGCCGUGGAUUGUGGUUCCAAUAUUUUGGGUUCCAUUUUUUGUCGGCGCCAUCACUGCCUCUCAGCUGUUUGAUGCUUGGACCUCUAAAAAGACAGGUUUAAACCGCUCAAUCCGCACUAUCCAAGCGAUGGCCGCCACUCGACUGAUCCUCGCGUUCAUACUUCUAGUAUUACUCUGCGUGCCUGGUACCCACCAGCUCAGAUACAUACUGUCAGUUCCGCUGCUGUUUAUGUCUGUCUGUGCGUGUGUUAGCAUGACUGUGCUGAGGAUGUGGAGAUUGGAAGGCUGGCACCACCUCCUUCUAGAAGUAGCCCUAUCAGUUCCUUCUAUCCUGUGGCUGUUUGCCGUGUCUAUCCGAGUGAAUGCUCUGAUUCUGCCCGUCAUGGGCCGGACUGUCACGGACUACCCCGACUUGUUGGUGGCUGCCGUCAAUGUGGCCCUGAUUGUACUAGCGUGUGUGCCUGUUUCAGGCACAGAGCUGCUGUUCUCCCGGCGCUUCGCGUGGGCUCCGCUAGCGGCCGCGCUGUGUGCCAGCCUGGCCCUCAUGCUGGUGCCCUUCAGCGUCUACAGUGAUGACGUGGUGCAGCGGCACUAUUGGUUUCACACAGAAAUCAAAAGCUACAACUACCAGGGAGUCAUAACCGACAGGACGUCAGGCGUGCUAAUCACUAGGCACGACGCCUACACCAUAGAGCACGCUAGGAGGGCUCUGCAGGGCAGUGGAUAUGCCAUGUCGGAGAUACGCGGGUGUGAAGUGGAAGUGUAUUGCAAUCUACCGCUGUAUAGGCCCCGGUAUGGGGAUACUUUGAAAGACUCCCUGUUCCUGUCCAUGGAUCCUCCAGCCGCUUUCGACUUCGAGCCGAGCUUCCGACUCACGCAGAAACACUGCUUCGGGGAGACUUGCUGGUUCACGUUCGAUUUCAUUGGAGGCCCCCACAACACGAUCACCGUGCAUCCAGCAGCGCACACAAACAUCACCCGCUGGGUGUACCCCUCCCCCCUCGCGCACUUCUCCGCCACCACGCACCACAACGGUCGCCCGGUGUACACCAUUGUACACUCGACGUCGCUGUACAGUCGAGAGGUGACUUGGUACCGGUUUCAGGUUUAUGCUACUGUCCCUCUAUCACAACAAUCUAUGCCGAUGCUCCACAUUUCAUUCCACGCUCACAACAUGCAGAGUCCUGAAACCUUCACGCCUCAAUACAGGAACCUCGUCAACUCUAUGCCCAGCUACUUCAACAUAGCCAGUACUAUGAGCUUUAGGUAUAACUAUCAGUUUUAAGAAAAGCGUCGACCCAUCGGUAUCAUAAUUAUGU